AUGUGCGCCUGUGCCGCCUUUUUUUCUCCUACAAGUGCGAAUAUUUAUUAUCCGGCUCUUAAUACUCUUAGCCGAGAACUAAAAGUCUCCGACGAACUGAUUAACCUGACUCUCACCAUUUACUCCAUCUUCCAAGGCCUGGCACCUACUAUAAUAGGAGGUCUUUCUGAUAUAGCGGGCAGAAGGCCCGCGUACAUCAUCGGCUUCAUUAUCUACCUUGGUGCUUGCAUUGGCAUCGCCCUACAGGACGACUAUGUUGCAUUGAUGAUCCUCCGUGCGAUGCAGAGCACAGGGAGCAGCGGGACUAUCGCUUUGGCAAACGGAGUUGUUGCUGAUAUUGCAACAUCCGCUGAGCGUGGUACCUGGAUGGGAUGGGCGACAGCAGGCCCCAUGAUAGGUCCCGCAGCUGCUCCCAUUAUCGGAGGAAUUUUGGCGCAGUUUCUAGGCUGGCGGUCAAUAUUCUGGUUCCUAGUCAUUCUUACUGGCAUCUUCCUGGUCCCGUUUAUUACUACCUUUCCGGAAACCGCUCGCAACGUUGUGGGCAACGGCUCAAUCCCUCCUCAAGGCUGGAACAUGUCGCUGCUCAACUAUUUCCAGGCACGAAAGGCUCACAAAGAUUCCGAUGAGCUGACGCGCACCGUGUCCCGGGAAACAGAACGGCAAGCACAAGCACGUCUGGCUAAGCAACGGAAACUCCGUUUCCCCAAUCCCCUGAACACGUUGAGGAUCAUCAAGGAGCCGGAUGUUGGCCUGCUCCUGUUCUACAACUCACUCGUCUACACCGCCUUCCUCGACGUCGCCUCCUCGGCACCAUAUCUUUACUCGCAAAUCUACCACUUCAACGACCUCCAAGUCGGCCUGGCCUUCAUUCCCUUUGGCUUCGGCGCCUUCUGCGCCCCUCUCGUCAACGGCCGCAUGCUCGACGCCAACUACCGGCGCAUCGCACGCCAGCUGGGCAUGACGGUGGACCGGAAGCGGGGCGACGAUCUGCGAAACUUCCCCAUCGAACGCGCACGGAUAGAGGUUGCUGUGCCGCUCGUGGCGAUCGGCAUGGCCGCGCUGACGGCCUACGGCUGGGUCAUGCAGGCCGAGACGAACCUCGCCGCGCCGCUUAUUUUCUUCUUCAUCAUGGGCUUGACGAUAACGGGCGCGUUCAACGUCCUCAAUCUCCUGAUUGUGGACUUGUAUCCGCUUAGCCCGGCGACGGCAACGGCCGCGAACAACCUCGUGCGCUGCUUGGUUGGCGCGGGAGGCAGUGGUGUUGUUAUUUUCAUGAUUAAGGCUAUGGGCAGGGGCUGGUGCUUUACGCUCCAUGCGUUGAUCGUGCUGGCUGCUAGCCCGAUUCUUUGGGUGCUGGUGAAGUGGGGGCCGACGUGGAGAGAGAAGCGGAGGGUGAGGGCCGAAGAGGCGACUAAGAGGAAAGAAGAGAAGAGGAUGAGGGAAAAGGGGGAGAAUGAGAGGGUAUAG
This is a messenger RNA of Aplosporella prunicola CBS 121167, 1467 nucleotides long. RefSeq lists its product as uncharacterized. NCBI's taxonomy places the organism in Eukaryota, Fungi, Ascomycota, Dothideomycetes, Botryosphaeriales, Aplosporellaceae. The transcript has a single exon. The record is from RefSeq and is a predicted model, not a curated record. Gene Ontology annotation, biological process: transmembrane transport. Gene Ontology annotation, cellular component: membrane. Gene Ontology annotation, molecular function: transmembrane transporter activity. The coding region runs from base 1 to 1467 and encodes 488 amino acids.